CUGGGCUAUGCAAAGGCGGCUGCCACACAGCGCACUGAUUGCUGAGGUUAGUAGCAAAGGUGUCGGGACACAGAGACGUUAGAGGAUGAAGGCACACCCGGGCCGCUCUGCCUGGCUGACUCACGAUCUCUGAUCACUGCCCUCAUUUCACCGCACCCAAGUCCUACCAUGAGGCCAAUAGGUGUGCUCCGGGUGGUGGCCGUGGUGUGCACGCUGGCUGGAACGUGGUUCCUUCUGCAGACGUACCUCAACACGAGCUGGAAGUCCGUCUCUUUACGGAGCUGGUUUGGUUCCUCGGUGCUUCCAGAUUCCUCGGCCAGUCAUGCCCAGCCGCAGACCCCACGGAAUAAGUGCGGCAAUCUGAAAAGCUGUCCCCCAAACCAUUUUGCCUUCAAAAUCAUCAGCGGAGCAGCAAAUGUUGUUGGACCAUCCCUGUGCUUUGAAGAUAAUCUUAUCAUGAGCAGCGUGAAAAACAACAUCGGCCGUGGAUUAAACUUCGCGCUUGUGAAUGGGACAACAGGACAGCUCAUCAAAACAGAAAGCUAUGACAUGUACUCUGGAGAUGUCAAACACCUAGUGGCCUUUCUGAAAACCAUCCAGGAUGGCACCCUGGUGCUUGUCGCCUCCUACGAUGACCCAGCCACCAAGAUGAAUGAUGAAGCACGGACACUGUUAACCAAUCUGGGAAGCACCUACGCAGCCAAGCUGAGUUUCCGGGACAAUUGGGUUUUCUUAGGAGGAAAAGGUCUCAAGGACAAGAGCCCUUUUGAACAGCACAUAAAAAAUGAAAAGGAAAAAAACAAAUACGACGGCUGGCCCGAGGUCUUGGAAAUGGAGGGCUGCGUACCACAGAAGAUGGAUUAGCGGUGUGUGGACCUCCAAAUAGCUCCUGCAUCAAGCCUAACUUAACCAUACAUUUUCAUCUGCCUGGAAAAAGCCAUUUCCAUCUGGAUCCCUCAGUCUGAACUGGUCCCAGUUGUGUGCCUGUUGAAUCACCCAGCACAGCACAAGCCAGCUGGGCCUUUUCAAUUGAUCAGAUAUUUUAAAACAGUGAUUGAGCCCUGCUUUAAAAGCGUGUAGUCCAUGCUAUAACAGCACAUCUCCACUGCCGAUGCCCAGCAGAUUCCAACAUGCUGUUCUAUUAUAUUAAUAUGGCUCAUGUUGGGAGCAGGAAGGUAUGUCAUGACUGGGCGCUGUAGUUUUUUGUCUGCCUGAGACUAUUACAGGAGGGGACAACCAAUACUGGGGCACAAGGUGUUUUGAGCUAUUAAUUAAAUCAGGUAUUAAGUAAGAUUUCUUAUUGAUUCUUAAUAAACGGUCUU
Messenger RNA from Alligator sinensis (Chinese alligator), 1322 nucleotides. RefSeq names its product protein FAM3C. The record is from RefSeq and is a predicted model, not a curated record. NCBI's taxonomy places the organism in Eukaryota, Metazoa, Chordata, Crocodylia, Alligatoridae. Bases 169 to 864 code for a protein of 231 amino acids. The transcript is spliced from 10 exons.